AAUCCCCCCCCCCAUCCACCCUUGUCGUCUCUCACUGGAUGUUACCUUGACCACCAUGCCACCACCUUGCUAGCCUUCACAUGCCUCCUUGUCUACCACGAGCGCUGCUGCACUACCGCCCUGCAAUAAAUCUUGGAAACCCCUUCCUCGAGCGGCCUGUACACAGUCGGCAAUGGCCGGGAAAAGGACUGGUCCAGCGCAUCACUUACCUCUCCACAGUUCUGCUCGAUUGUUUGGCACGUCCUUGAUGCUGUCACUGACCGGGGUCAUGCCUUCCUUUGACCGAGUCCGGAACCCCCAAAACCACACGGCAGAAAACACCGCACAUCGGCCACGCCAGGACGCCAUCGGUCUACCGCCCAACCUCGGGUCACUGGGAUCAACCGGGCUAUACUCUCAUUCUCUCCUGGCCUCCUACACGGCGACGAAAGCAUCUUUACCAGCCGUUGCCCGUUUCAGGCCUCGCUCUUCACCCACACCCUCCCUGGACGAUUCAUUCCCACCUUCCAGGUUACGCUAUACAUGCUGCCACGCCUACCUGCUUCUCCCAUGCACCAAACCUCCGCCUCUAGCUACCACCAUAGGCAAUACAUACCCUCAAGUCGCGUCUCUAUGCGUCGCAACCUUCUCCAGAAACCCCGACUUGGCAUAUUCCAUUACAGUGGACGUGCCAACGUUGCUCUGUGGGGUCCUUCUGGGGGGGAACAUGGAUAUCGGCCGCCGCCGCAAACGCCUCCUUCCUGCAAAGCUGGGGUUACAGGAUUCACCCCAAGAAAGUUGACGACCCUGCACUGCUGAUUUUGAAGACAGAUGCAACUAGUUCUCUAGACUUUGUGUGUGCGCGCGCUAAAUAACGGCAUGCUUCGGAGGCUAGGCAUGUCUCCUCUAUUCCGCCAGAGAUCCUUGGCCAAUGACAGUGUCCCCAAUCCAGAUCAAAAAAGCAGGAAAUAGAUAUAAUAUGCACAGAUGAGGCGGAAGGCGAGUGGGGACUUGGGUAUCCUGCAUCUUCCCCU
Molecule: messenger RNA, 1013 nt
Organism: Colletotrichum navitas
Lineage: Eukaryota; Fungi; Ascomycota; Sordariomycetes; Glomerellales; Glomerellaceae
Exons: 1
Coding region: 173-781 (202 amino acids)
Source: RefSeq, a predicted model, not a curated record